Molecule: messenger RNA, 312 nt
Organism: Eruca vesicaria subsp. sativa (arugula)
Lineage: Eukaryota; Viridiplantae; Streptophyta; Magnoliopsida; Brassicales; Brassicaceae
Source: the annotation of a GenBank genome assembly
AUGAGUGUGAGCAGAUGCACCAAGAAGACUUAUAUGUCUUUCCCGGAAGAAGAAGAACAUGAUGAUGAUGUUGCUAAAGUUAUCGAAGAAAACAAGGUAUUGUUUUAUUGUGUCUCAGAGCUGGAGGAACUGUUACGUUCAUUACAUUGUCGGGAUGCUGACACAUCUUCUAGAAAUGGUGAGGUUGUUCAAAACGCCAACACGUCUUCCACCAAUGCCGAGGGUUAUAGAGUUAAUUCCAAACUCUCGAGUUUGGGUUAUGAAAUCUUGUUUUUUGGUUCUCCUUUGUCUCUGUUAGAAGAUUCUCUUUGA